Molecule: messenger RNA, 3352 nt
Organism: Anopheles stephensi (Asian malaria mosquito)
Lineage: Eukaryota; Metazoa; Arthropoda; Insecta; Diptera; Culicidae
Gene: Snx3
Product: sorting nexin-12
Exons: 3
Coding region: 1062-1565 (167 amino acids)
Biological process (GO): late endosome to Golgi transport; endocytic recycling
Cellular component (GO): early endosome membrane; retromer complex
Molecular function (GO): phosphatidylinositol-3-phosphate binding
Source: RefSeq, a predicted model, not a curated record
CGCACCGUCGUACGAUCGAGACAGAGCAUGCAUGAGUGUGCAAAGAAAAAAAAACAGAGUGGAUUCAUCUUUUGUCCCGUUAACUUUUGCAGCGGCUGACUGGUUUGCUUAUUAGAUACACACAUAUUAAAAUUGGCGUGUCCCUUUGGCCGAUUCGUGGCCUUACUGUGCAAAACAAAGCUAAAACAUCCAGAACGACAAAAGGGUUACGCGUCUGCCUACUGUAUUGGAAGUUCGGUGAACCAGCCAGUUUCGAUUGGGUGCAGAAAAAUCUAGAGACGGUAUCCCGUCUUUACUGCUUACCCUCCGCAUUUAGUGGCCAGCCAGGCGAGAGAACGGCGUACAAGCCUAUUAAUUGAAUUAGUUGGGCGAGUGAAGGCACAGCGCGACAGAACCUACCGCAAAUAGUAUCCUCGCGGAACAUUUAAUUAUGUGAACCAAGUUUUUUUCUGUCCCUUUCUUGCUUUGCCUCUUUCGUUCCGUGCCGGACUACUUUGGUGUGACAGUUGAAAAGCAUCGCUGAGGGUGUGUGUGUGCGUGUGUGUUGGGUUGUGUUAUUUUUCAUCUGCCUGGUGCAGCACAUACAUUCCCCCGAUGGUGGUGGUGUAGUUGGCGCGUGCAUACACGCUCGCAGAGAAAAGUGAAGAAAAAAAUUUGCCUGAUAAUUCCGUUUCCUCCACCGGGUGUGAUAAGCAGCAGUGAGCACUUCCGAGAUAGAAUCGCAUCAACCCCCGGGGAACUCAACUGGUGCCUAGGCUGGAGCGUGCAAGCGCCUGCAGUUAGAGAGUUUGGAUGUAGCUCGGGUUGUUGCGAAAAGAGUGAAAAGUGAAAAAUCAGUGGAUCCGCUGACGCAAAAGAGAAAUCCCAUAACACCACAAACCUUAGCUGCCGGGUUGCACCUGCACCACCCAAUCCAAUAUCAGCUAGUGACUGCAUCGAACGCUUAGCGCAUCAUCUUUGGUGGAAUCUGCGGUGCUUGUGGCUUCGGCAAGGGUUUUACCGGGAGGCAAUAUAGUAGGCGCAGCCGACAGUUAGUCGGACAAACAAUACCUACGAGCACCAUGAUGGCGGAAUCGGAUAACACGGCAGACGCGACCAGACGGCUAAAUGUGAAAAAACAGACACUCGACGAUGCGUACGCAAUCCCGGCCAACUUCCUCGAAAUUGACGUCGUAAACCCGAUGACAACGAUUGCGGCCGGAAAGAAACGGUACACCGACUACGAAGUGCGGAUGCGGACAAACCUGCCGGUGUUUAAAGUGAAAGAAUCCAGCGUCCGUCGCCGGUACAGUGAUUUCGAAUGGCUCAGGAACGAACUGGAGCGCGACAGCAAGAUUGUUGUACCACCGCUACCCGGAAAGGCCUGGAAACGGCAGAUGCCAUUCCGCGGCGACGACGGCAUAUUUGACGAAAACUUUAUCGAAGAGCGACGAAAAGGGCUGGAACAGUUUAUCAACAAAAUUGCGGGCCACCCGCUAGCGCAGAACGAGCGUUGCUUACACAUGUUUCUGCAGGAGGCGGCCAUCGACAAAAACUACGUCCCCGGCAAGAUCCGCAACACGUAAAACAGGAAUGUAAAAACCGGCACUGAACAUAACUGUGAGCAGGUAGGCAGAACGCAAACGUGCGUGUGGGUGGUGGAUUGGUUGGCUAGGUAUGGUCCAUCCUGGCGUUGCAUUGAAAAGGAUGCAUUAGUAUAGCAAAAUAUAUAGGCGAGAAAAAGGAGAGCAAAAAAAAAAGGAAUUCAACCAGGAGGAGGAUGUUGUGACCCGGGCACGAAUUGUGUGUGACCUGGAUCCGAUUAGGAUGCUAAAAAACGCCUCCCUCCUAUCCCUGAGAACAAAACGCGAACGAACGGUUGGUAUCCACACCCCCCGCUUCACAGUCUGCUAGUUGGUUGUUGUGUAUGAUAAGUUUUUGUACAGCAAAAACUAGAGGCAAUAUUCAAAAUGAGUGCUCCCUUUGAGAUCGUGUUAAGCAAAUGCAAUGCAGAUUGCAGAGUAACAAUGAUACAAUCAAACGAAAAUCCUCUCCCAAUUUUAUUUCUAAUUUUGUAUGAUGUUGAAGCACGUUGCCCUUUGUUUCGAACAAGUUAAGAUUCCCUGAUGAACCUCUCCCGUUGGGUUUGAUUUGACGCUCGAUCGAUCUACUACUCCUAACUACUGAAAUGUGUAUGUGAAACUAAACCGACAGAGACAGAGAGGGAAGAGCGCUAGGAAAGGAAGCGUUAGCUUACGUACUGGCGUAUCCCACAAAUAGAGUUCUAGAAUAGAUAGGAAUGUGUUCCCUUUCGUAUAAAUGAUUCUGCUAUUGAUAUGAUCUCUUUGUAACUUGGGAUUCGAAAAGAAAAACUGUUCAGGUGGGGUCAUACACGUACAGAGAGAAGUGGACGAUGAAGUACGUGAAACACAACAGGCGAAAACAGGCGCGCUCUCUAUACGAUCAUCGUAGAGUAUGUAGUACGAUCACUAUCCUUCACAUUGCAAAGCAUGAUAGACAACUGUGCAAUCUUGCGUGAAGAUGAGAGGUUCAUCUUGCGAAUUUAAGUUUGCCUUCUAACAACUAUCACAGUGGCAUUGGUCGGUGACCUUUUUGUAUUAGCUUGUGAAACGUGAUACGGGAAAGCUAGUUUUUCUUUUUGCAUUUGCAUUUCAGUAGUUGGGAGGAUGUAUCAAAAUUUUUCCCCAAUACGGAAAUCCAGCUUGGAAUUAAGCUGAUGUUACGCGGCGUAUCGUGCAAGGGCUUGCAAUGCAAUAAUGAAUACCCUUAAUCAAACAGCAAACGCGCGUAUUCGCUCCCUUCCGUCUGCCAGAGUUGUUUGACCCAUCGCCCAAGCUCUCCUCCACUCCACAGUACGCGAGUGUGUGAACAAUAAUUGACAUCAGGAGAAGACGAGAACCCCUCCCCCAGGGUGAUAUGUUAUAAUACAUAUUUGGAGUAAAACAAAUAAGUCAAGCGAUGGUGAUGUGCGUCAGUGUAGAUAAACAAAAAAAGGAGGAAAAAGUUUGUUUGUGAAGGGAAGUAAUGAUGCACAGAUGCAGAUAGAAUUACGAUUAUCAUUUACAAACCCCAUUUAUUAUUUAGCCUCCCCCCAUCCAUCCUCUUCCCCCCCCCCCCCCCCCCACGACGUUCACGAAACAAGAUGCUCUGCUCUGUAGUUUUACAAACAGAAAAAAAAGUAACAAAGAGAACAACAGCUGGGGAUGAUGAUGAUCUAGGAAAUGGAAGCUGUAGUGUAGGUAGAGGAGAGUGUGGUUGGAGAGACGACGAGAAUGCGACGAGGAACAAGUAUUCAAAGGUGUGAACAUAUUGAUGAGGUAAUAAAAACAAAACAAUCUUUGAUUAUUAUUAA